Molecule: messenger RNA, 2220 nt
Organism: Colletotrichum higginsianum IMI 349063
Lineage: Eukaryota; Fungi; Ascomycota; Sordariomycetes; Glomerellales; Glomerellaceae
Product: U3 small nucleolar RNA-associated protein 25
Exons: 3
Coding region: 1-2220 (739 amino acids)
Biological process (GO): maturation of SSU-rRNA from tricistronic rRNA transcript (SSU-rRNA, 5.8S rRNA, LSU-rRNA)
Cellular component (GO): nucleolus; small-subunit processome
Molecular function (GO): U3 snoRNA binding; rRNA binding
Source: RefSeq, a predicted model, not a curated record
AUGGGUCCAAGAGGUAGAGGUCGUGCAGGAUUUCGAGGAGGAGGAGGUGGAGGGAGAGGCGGCGCCAGAGGGCGUGGCGGCGGAGGAGGAGGAGGAAGAGGAAGAGGUAGAGGAGGAAGCAGAGGCGGAAGCAGAGGAGGCAGACCAUUUGGUCGCGCAUCCCGGUUUGACUCUGCACGUGUGGAGGAGAAGGAGUCAUCAGAUGAGGAUGAGUCUGGACAGGAUGAGAUGGACUCUGAAAUUGAGGAGGACUCUGACGUUUCCAUGUCUGAGGACGAGGAAGAAAACCCCCAAAACACGCGUCCGUAUCUUGCACUUCUUCAGGGGUUUACAGAAUCUUCGGAACCAAGCGCCAAGAGACGGAAACUUGAAAGUGGCAAGCCUGAAAGCAGUGCCCAGGCGGCAUCUGAGUCCGAAUCUGACGAGGAAGAAGAGGAUGAGACGGAAGGAAGGGACGUCGACAGAGUUGAGGAAGCAGAGGAUCCGGCGGCCGAUUUGGCCGAGGAAGAUGAGCAAAGCGACGACGAGGAUGACGUUGACGCCUCAGAUCCGUUCGAUAACCACUUUACGACACCUGACGAAGACCUGACGGCGAAGAGAGUCAAGGCAAUCCAAAAGAAGGAAUGGACUUUCAAGCGCGCCAUGUCAAAGGUCUCGAAAGCGGUUGUGACGUACCCGCAGGUGGAAGAUUCAGACGCACCAGCGAUCCCUUCGUCGAUAUCCAACCUGGACGGUCUCAAGCUGAAGCAAAAGCUGAGAGAAACAGCCUCCAGAAAGAUGACCACACUCAAUCCUCUGCAGCAGGCCAUCGCUCCUACGAUUUUCAACUACAACGACGUUCUGUAUGAUAACCGAAACACUCAAAAUUCUGAAGGGUUACGACAACUUGUGUGCUUGCAUGCCGUCAACCACGUCUUUAAGACCCGGGACAGAGUCAUCAAAAACAACUACAGGCUCGCGAAGGAGGAAAACUCGGACCUCGAGCUCAGAGACCAGGGAUUCACGCGUCCCAAGAUCCUCUUCAUCCUGCCGACAAGGCAGUCCUGCCUGAACAUUGUCAACACGAUCGAGGAGCUGUGCGCGCCGGACCAACGCGAGAACCGCAAACGCUUCGAGGAGGCGUACACCGAUGACGACGUCAAGUUCGGCGACGACAAGCCCGCCGACUUCCGUGAGCUCUUCGAGGGCAACGACGACGACAUGUUCCGCAUCGGCAUGAAGUUCACGCGCAAGACGGUGAAGUACUUCGCGCAGUUCUACAACUCGGAUAUCCUCCUCGCCAGCCCGCUGGGUCUCCGCAUGGCCAUAGGCGCCGAGGAGGACAAGAAGAAGAUGGACUACGACUUCCUCAGCUCCAUUGAGAUGGUCGUCGUCGACCAGGCCGACGCGCAGCUUAUGCAGAACUGGGAGCACGUCGAGUACAUCUUCGAGCACAUGAACCUCCAGCCCAAGGACGCCCACGGUUGCGACUUCAGCCGCGUCCGCAGCUGGUAUCUCGAGGACUGGGCAAAGUACUUCCGCCAGACCAUCGUGCUGUCGGCCUUCAAUACGCCCGAGAUCACCGAGCUCUUCCGCACGCAGUGCUACAACUGGGCCGGCAAAAUCCGUUUCCAGGCCGACUACGCCGGCGUUCUCACGCAGCUGGGUCUCAAGGCCCGCCAGACCUUUUCCCGGUUCGAGUGCCGGUCCAUCGACAAGGAGCCUGACGCUCGCUUUGACUACUUCAUCUCGGCCAUCCUGCCCUCGCUUAUCAAGCGGGCCAAGGACUCGGCCGGCACCCUCAUCUUCAUCCCCUCGUAUCUCGACUUCGUCCGCGUGCGCAACUACUUCUCCACGAACCCGGCUGUCGCCGCGCUCUCCUUCGGUACCAUCUCCGAGUACGCCGAUGUGCCUGAGGCUUCACGCGCGCGCUCUCACUUCCUCACCGGCCGGCACAAGGUACUCUUGUACACGGAGCGCGCCCACCACUUCCGCCGCUACCAGCUGCGCGGCGUCCAGCGCGUCAUCAUGUACAGCCUGCCGGACAACCCCAUCUUCUACCGCGAGAUCGCGGGGGGCUACCUCACCCACAGCGAGCAGGAUCUCAAGUUGGAGCCAGGCCAGGGCACUGUACGCUCCGUCUUCUCAAAGUACGACGUCAUGAAGCUGGAGCGCAUCGUCGGUACGCAACGCGUGGGCAAGAUGAUCCAGGAGAAGGGCGACACAUUUGACUUCGUGUGA